GCUAAAGUCAGACGUGCUUCCAGUAAUAUAUACUUAAAAACUACUUUAAUUUUGAGUAAUAAAUUUAAAAAUGACUGUUCUCCUGUCGCGCGCCUGUUUUAGUAUUUUUAAAAAUGAUUGCUUGUCACAUAUGCGAUCUGUCGUUUCCCUCAAUGCGGAUCGGUUCACUCAAGUAAGAAGUAAACAUUUGUGCCGACGAGAUAACAGAAUAUAUGGCAGAAGUGGAAAACAUUUUCUAACCUAUACGUUAGUCAUUUCGGGGAUCGGUUAUUUCUUGUACAAAAAAAGAAAUGAUAUCUACGAACGAUUCAGGGAUUUCACCUACGGGAUGCCCGUCGUCAAGUCUGCGACAAUCUUUACACCGAGCCUUGUGGAUUACAGAGAGAAAUAUAAUUUUAUAGCGGACGUAGUGGCGGUAUCAGCACCCUCGGUGGUGUACAUAGAGAUCAAAGAUGAAAAAAAAUUAGAUAUGUUCACAGGGAGACCUAUCACAGCUAGUAACGGCUGUGGAUUUAUUGUUGCUUCCGAUGGUUUGAUAUUAACCAAUGCUCAUGUUGUCAUUAAAAAACGUGGUACCUCAGUAAAGGUUCGUCUACACGAUGGAACUGUAUAUACUGGUGUAAUAGAGGACGUCGACAUGCAAAGUGAUCUUGCGACCGUAAGAAUUAAAAAGACAAAUUUGCCAGUAAUGAAACUUGGAAAUUCAGCCGAUAUUAGGCCAGGAGAAUUUGUAAUCGCUAUUGGUUCCCCUUUGUCGUUGAGUAACACAAUAACUAGCGGAAUAGUGAGCAGUACAAAUAGACCAAGCGAAGAACUUGGUCUUGAUAAGAACCUGACGUAUAUUCAGACCGAUGCUGCUAUUACCUUUGGAAAUUCUGGUGGUCCAUUAGUGAACUUAAACGGCGAAGCGAUUGGUAUAAAUGCCAUGAAAGUUACCGCUGGUAUUUCUUUCGCUAUACCUAUAGAUUAUGCGAAAGAGUUUUUGAGAAAAGCUGAAAUACGUAGAAAAAACAAAGGUAACAUUCCUGAUACGAUGGAAGCACCCAAAAGAAGGUACAUGGGUAUAACGAUGUUAACUAUUACUCCUGACAUUCUCUUCGAAUUACAACACAAAAGGGGCUCUGCUUUAGACAUAAUCAAACACGGAGUAUUUGUUUGGAGAGUAAUCGUUGGCUCUCCCGCUUACAGUGGCGGUUUGCAAGCGGGAGAUAUAAUUACGCACGUCAACGAAGAACCAGUAUUAGCCGCCAUUAAUAUAUACAAAGCGUUGGAAAGCUGCGGUCCAUUAAAACUGACGGUCGUCAGGCAGAAUGACGUUCUUACGAUAAUGAUCGAUCCUGAAGACUGAAGAAGCUUGUUACACGGAAAGUAUAAUAAUAUAAGUGCCUGGUAUAUUCCUCGAUUCAAUAAAAAGGCGAUGAACCAACGAAGAAGUCGAUGAAAAAGAAAGAAAAAGAAAUGAAAAA
This is a messenger RNA of Vespa crabro (European hornet), 1466 nucleotides long. It is a transcript of the gene HtrA2, whose product is annotated as serine protease HTRA2, mitochondrial. Gene Ontology annotation, biological process: proteolysis; programmed cell death; positive regulation of apoptotic process. Gene Ontology annotation, molecular function: protein binding; serine-type endopeptidase activity. The record is from RefSeq and is a predicted model, not a curated record. Lineage: Eukaryota; Metazoa; Arthropoda; Insecta; Hymenoptera; Vespidae. The transcript is spliced from 7 exons. Bases 71 to 1348 code for a protein of 425 amino acids.